AUGUCGAGUUGGCAGAAGAGUUCGAACACUAUCGAGAGUGUCUGGAAAAAGUGGAACGAGAGAUUGGAGAGGAGCAGAGAAUCAAAUGUCUCUCCGGAAGAUGGAGUGGAAAUCGACUCGACUUAUAAGCCAUCUGCUGGAACAGUUGGUAGAUCAAUGAAUUAUAUGGUAGAUUUUUUUAAAGAGAAAUUUCUGCGCUCCUCAUUCUCAAUGCCCGAUAAAGACCGCUGGAAAUUUGACUGGGAAUUCGCAAUGAUGGGUCGAAUGUUCGUCCCGCUGUCCUCUAUGCAUUUCGAUGCUUCCGAAUCAAUUUCUGAUCGAAUUCGAAGAUUUACCUCGAAAGAUGAGGCGGAAUUCAAAUUAGGUGAUAGAUAUGAGUUGGUGCUGAAAAAUGUGGAUGCGAAUAGCACGGGACACUAUAGAUGUAUCAAUCGGCAUGGCAGAAAUGUGAUUUCGAAUAUGUACUUUUUGGAGGUUUCGAAUAUGAAAAAAAUCGUAGCGCUAAAUGGAACAAUCGGGGUCGAGAAACUGCCAUCAGUCCCAUUGAAACCUGGAAAAGUGGAAAAAAUGAAACUGAAAUAUACAGUGAAAGCCAGUGACUGGAGUAAAUGUAGUUAUUGUUCAUCGGAUCGUGGCGAGCAGACAAGACAUAUCAAGUGUUAUAUUCAGCCCUUCACCAACAUUGCUUCCCAAAAACUUCAAUAUCGAUACCUCAGCCUUUAUGAUAAAAUUCCAUGCACAUCCUCCUUGGUCCCUUUGGAAGUCCGGAAAAAGCUGAAAGAAAUCGGAAAUGAUCAGAUCUUUCUGGAGACUCGUCCUUGCUUUGAAGAGUGCACCGGAGCAGAGGAAAUCAAUCGAAUCGUGAAUAAAUCUCAAGAUUUGGGAGAUAUCAGAACAUUGGAUUACUUGCCAGGCGGGGAAUUUGUGUUUGGAAAUGUGCUGCCUAGACUUUUACCUCCAGUUGUUAGAAGAGUUCAACUAGUUCUCUCCAAUGACCCUCAAGUACUGUCCUGUCAAAAAUUACUAGAUUUGAAUGCUGGCGUCCAUUGGUUUAGUCUGAAAAACGGACCGAUUCAACAUACAAAUAUUGACGAGCUCUAUGGGGAGAGAGCAUACUUCGAUGAGGACACUAAUCUAGUGUUUCGGCAGUUUACAAUGGAAGAUGAUGAUGAAUAUUUUUGCUACUCCUCCAACAAUAUCCUGAUCGGAACGUUCCACAUGAGAGUCGUCGAGAGUGACCAACACCAUCAAGUCAUCGAAGUCGUUCGUAUUUUUGUGAAGUUCAGUGCAUUCAUUUUCAUUUUCGCCCUUGUCGCAAGUCACUUGUACCGUUAA
Caenorhabditis remanei is the source of this 1335-nucleotide messenger RNA. RefSeq lists its product as uncharacterized. The coding region runs from base 1 to 1335 and encodes 444 amino acids. The transcript has 6 exons. The record is from RefSeq and is a predicted model, not a curated record. NCBI's taxonomy places the organism in Eukaryota, Metazoa, Nematoda, Chromadorea, Rhabditida, Rhabditidae.